This is a messenger RNA of Fopius arisanus, 2155 nucleotides long. RefSeq lists its product as uncharacterized. The record is from RefSeq and is a predicted model, not a curated record. The transcript has 6 exons. The coding region runs from base 1 to 861 and encodes 286 amino acids. Lineage: Eukaryota; Metazoa; Arthropoda; Insecta; Hymenoptera; Braconidae.
AUGGUUGAGCGCGGUUGGGUUCCGGCUGGUAGUCACCGGAAGUAUUCUCGACUCACCUCGAACCGCAGAUUAAAAAAAUGCCUAGCUGGAACAGCCGCAGAAAGAGGAUAUUUUGGCCCUUGGAGAGUUUGCAAACUCCUGCUUUACAACCGAGAGAGAUGCGGUCAGAACUUCUCGAGGUUUCAACCAGUGUUGGCAGUAUGGGUGGCAGGAUUAGUGGCAGUAGGAGCCACCUGCACCCUGGCCAUUCUGGUGGGUCUAGCUGUUCUACAAUUAGCAAUGGCUUCCUCAGCGAAACGUGUCGUCAUUUCAUACGGUUCAGCUGUCAUCGGCAAAGUGGCUCUUGCAACACUAGCUACUUGCCUCUCGAUCGUUGCUGCCAGUUUGUUUGCUCUUCAGACGGACGAUCGAGCAAACAGUUUUGUUGUAACGAGAGGUGAAGCCUUUUACAUGCAGUUAGGAGCGAUCGCCCUGAAUUUGGGGGUUCUUGUGUCGUCGAUAUAUGAGGGUAUCUAUGCGAGGCGGGGUGGAGACCCUACGAAAUUGAGAGACAUUGCUGAUAUGAGAUCAACCACCAUCAAUAAUCCAGGGUAUCGGGAGCAUCCGCCUACGAAUGGUGGAAGCAUAUCAAUGACUGAUGCAAGUGGAAAACCCUACGGACCAGGUGCUGGAAACGGCUCAAUGGCCUCCGUGACGACCUCAGCAAGUGUAGGAAGUACAGCUUCACCCCUGAGAAGUUCAUUAAAGAAGCCAAAACCCCUUGGAAUCCAAAAUCCUGGAUUCUCAACGCACAGUCCAACACUGACGAGAAAUGGAUCUCAAAAGAAAGUCCGCAUUCAAACCCACUCGACAGAAGUUUAAAAUAUCAAGUAGAAAUUUUCUGCAUAGCAGCGGAGGAACUAAUCAAAAACGCGUUGUGAUAGUGGAGACUUCUGAAUACGUAGUAUUCCAUUUUUUUUUUUUAAAUUCAUGAUAAAGUUAUUUCGACGAAUACUCGUAUCUCAUUCUCCAAUCUUAAUACGUGUGGAGUUAAGGAUAUUUGUAAUUUUUUUCGAUGAUUACAAAAUUUAUCGCAUCCGUCCAUAGCCCUAAGUAGGCAGCUACAUAAUAUAAUAAUCUUGUCGUCAAACGACUCGAUAAAGAAGAUUUAUAUAAAUAUAUAUAUUUUGUUGGGAGCCUUCUAAUAUAUACAAAUAUCAAAUUGUUUACAUAUUCAUCACAUUUAAAACGCGAUUUACAGUGACAUUUGUCAAAUAGAUAUAUAUGUACAAGAAAUUGAAAUUUCAUAAUCGCGUUUGUAUGUAGAAAAACACGUCACAUUCAUGAGUGAGAUAAUAAUUAAAACAAAAAAACUAUUGAUAUUGAUAUUAAGUAUUGUUUUUGUUAUUAACUAUAGGAAGAAUCUACUUCUUUUUCUGUGAAUUUUCUGGCAUUUUUCCCCUCAAUCCUGUUAUCCAAAUACAUAUUAUUAGAUAUUGGGAUCUGCGAUGGAGACGUGCAUUAAUUUUAACGUGGGUAAACCCAAAGAAAUAGCGAAAGAGAGUUUUCUUUCCCAGAUAACAAUUUUUUGUUAGUAUCAUCCCAAAUCUGAUAGGGCAUCGGCAAUUCAUCCAAAAAUUGUCGACAUACUCUUUUCAAACUCACUAAAACGACCCUUAAAGGGUUAAGGGUUGUUUUCGUGAGUUUAAGAAGUCAAUGAAAUAAUUAAAAAUGAGAAUGUUUACACAAGAAAUUUGUGGAUUCGUCGAUGGAGAAGAUCUGUUUUACACAGAUUUCACGCACCAAUGUAGAUGUAGCUUUGACUGUUUAAUUGAAAACCAACCAAUUUUCAAUGACUGCCUUGAUUAAUAUAAUACAAUAUUCAACUGAGAAAAUAAAAUAAAAUAAUGCAAGAACAUCGCAAUGAUGAGAAUUAAAGUCUAAAUAAAUGAUAUUUGUGAUGGAGUAAUUUGAGCGGCUUGCUGGCCCAGUCAACUGAAAGAUAUCAACUCUCCUCUCACUAGUCUUUUGUCGAAGAUCCCAAUACUACGUAUGUUCUAUUGAGCAAGUCUGAUUGAUUACAUUAGUAGAAAAGUUUCACAUUUGAGUUGAAACAUUCAAUAAAUGUUCAAUUUUUAAUAUCCCCCGCUUGUAUCCCCAAUGCUAAAAAGGGACA